CCCUCUCCCGCGCGGGCAAGCUCCGUCCCUCCUCCUCCCAUGGCGUCCCCGCGCACGCCCGACUCGCCCCGCGGCCUCAUCUUCGCGCCCUGCGACGCCGACCUCGUCACGAUCUACCUCCAGCGCAAGAUCUCCGGGUCCCCGCUCCCCGCCGCCGCCGCCCGGUACAUCCACGACGCGGACGUGUACGCGGCCGAGCCCGCCGCGCUCGUCACCGGCCUCCUCCCCGCCUCGGCGAGCAGCGACGGGGAGGGCAGGGAGUGGUACUUCUUCACCUCCGCGCGGGCCCAGAGCAGCCGGGGCACCCGCAGGUGCCGCGCCGUCGCGGGCGGGGUCGGCACCUGGCAUUCGGAGAAGGCGCGGUGCGACGUGCUCGACGCGGGCGGCGCCGUCGUCGGGUACCGCCAGCCCUUCACCUACGAGCCCAAGAACGGCUGGCUGAUGCUCGAGUUCAGCCAGGAAGACCCCCGCCCCGGCGAGGCAAUGCCCGCCCUCUGCAAAAUCUACCAGAAGCGUCGUGCUGGCCGGUCCGCCUCGAAACCCAUUUCGUCUGGGUCGUCGUCGAUGUCGGGGUCCAAGAGGAAGGCGGCGGCCGCGGGCGAGCGCUCCGGCGUGAGGCGAUGCCUGCAGUUCCGUCCGUCUCCUGCCGCACCAAAUCCGCCCACCUUGGUUGCCACAUCGGAGAUUCAAGAAGCGUUCUUGCUUCCAGUCGAGCGGCCGCAGGCAGAGCAAGAAGAGCAAGAACCGCCGGUACGCAGAGCACCCACAGCCACACCGCUGAUUCCCAGCUUCUCCCUGACCUUCGACCGCACCGCCUUCCUCCGCCCCGCCCAAGAUUCGCCCACGCCAGCGAAUUCGGACCUGAGCGACACGUCGACGGCACGAUUGGGCAAUUACGAGUUCGUCUCACCAGCCAGCUCCGAGCUGACCGGCUACAAUGCCACGACACCCUUGAGCGAUAACACCGGCGCUUGGGCCUUCCAGCCGUCCGCCCUGACCUCCUCCAAUGGCACCACCUCCCUCCUCCCUGGCCAAGAUUGGGCCACGCCAGAGUCGUCACAAGUCAGUGAGGCAUCGACGCUGGAGAGCUACAGCUGCUUCUCGCCCGACCACGCCACAUCCAGGCCCACCACACUGCCGAUCAGCAACGGCACCGGCUAUUCUUGGUCUUUGCCGCAGUACAGCGAGCUAUCGGCAAUUUUUGGCGCCUGAUCGAAUGCUUUGAUACGCUUCCAUGCGGAGUGUGGGUCUGCCUCCUUUAGUUUGUAGGGAUUAUUGGCCAUACUCCAUUGUUCUUGCUAGACUUGUUCAGUAGCAACUCUGCUUUUUGUUCGAACUGAGGCUUGGUUCAGUUAACUGACAUCUUAGCGAUCCUCCGGGGAUGUAACUGGGAUGCACACAGCACAAGUAGCUGUGGAUCCUUCGUUGUGCACUCUUCCUAUAGCCUUUUCCAUAUGAUUUUGUGUCUCCUGUGCCUAAUUUUUCUGAUUGCUGUGAUCGAAUUCAGUGAGCAUUUUUUUGUUGCUUUUGGCCCAGUGAAGAGUAAAUUAGGCCAGGUUUCCUUGUAGGAUUUUUCAAAUGAAGAGCGAGUGAUUAUCCUGAAGUGUUAGUUUCCGUGUCUCAUUAUUGCAGGAUUAAUCCCUUUAGCAGAAGCUGAUGGCCUUUUUUUGUUCAUGUUCCCAUAUUUUGUAUAGUUUACAUUUCUCGUAGCUGAAUGUUGUUUGUUUUGCUUAUAUAUCCAAGAAAAAUUUAUGGUAUCCACAUGCUAGGUGUUGAUAUGGUUUAGUACAAGAGAGUUUAUUUUUUAGGCCUCCAAUUGAUUUAGUUUUUUAGAUUGCUGUGUUUUUGUUGCCACUGCACACACACUGAAUAAUUCAGAAAUGGAGAGCUUCUUGUUUACCUGGCCCUCGUAGCGUUAUAAGGUGAAGGACUUUUUAUCCAAGGGGCCUCGUAGUUUCCUAUUCAUCAUGUUUUUGGGGUGAUGAUUCUUAAUGCGGUCUAUCCUUCAUUAUGAAGUGACAAACGAAGCAGCACAUCAAGCGAUUUGCACGAUUUCACCCAGUUGGUUAAUCUGGGUAGAACAAUGAUUUUCCUUCGCGUAUCUGAAAAUGAACAAGUUAAGUGCUCUAAGUGAUCCUUACAUAGUAUAUAAUUGGUAGAGCCCCAAUAUAAGUGAUACUUCGAGCUAUAUAAUAUGAGUAGAGCCUGAAUAUAUAACUAGUAGAGCCUGGAUAUAAUUAUCUUUUUUUUUUGUCUGUCAAUGGCAGUUCAUUCUGUUCUGGUUUGAAUUAGCAAUGUACCUGUACCUUCAAUGAUGUUUUACUUUGUCACUCUUUUUUUUGAGGGAAAUUUGUUACUCUACUUAUCUAUUACUGUUAUUGACACAACAAAGUCAUGCCAUCAAUAGUCACUCUUUUUUUCACAUUCAGAAACAAUGUAGAGCUUACUGAAGUAAAACAGAGUAUGUUAUUAGCUGUCAUAAUGUUCAAGUCAAAGUUGUCUUGUUUCAUAUCACUGACUGCACCUUUGGCCGUGACACGUCAAGAUAAGUGUUCUAUGUUGUAUAUCGCAUCAGUUCUCUGAAUUUCAAAUAGUACCUAAACCAGUUGAUCUUAUAUCCUAUUAAUGUAGCUUCUUUAAUAAAGAGCCGUUCUUGUUUGUUUGCUGUUGUUUCUUAUCUUUUCUUACUACACCCCCUUAAAAAUUAUCUGGAUCUUAAAGCAAUUUUUGAAGGGUAUUUUCGUACUUGCAUUGUGAUGGAUGUGUUACAAAAACUCAAAAAUUUCUUUGAUUCUGUGCAAAAUAAAAUCUGCAUGUGUUCAAAACAUGUAAAUUAGAGUGUGUGAUUUGGUCUAGAAAUUAUUUGAUUUGCUAUAGAAAGAAGAAUCAAUGUUUGAAUCUGAAUCUGUAAUCUUCCUAUAGCCUUUUCCAUAUGAUUUUGUGUCUCCUGUGCCUAAUUUUUCUGAUUGUUGUGAUCGAAUUCAGUGAGCAUGCUAGGUGUUGCAUGAUUUCACCCAGUUGGUUAAUCUGGGUAGAACAAUGGUUUUCAUUCUGUGUAUCUGAAAAUGAAAAAGUUAAGUGCUCUAAGUGAUACUUACAUAUAUAAUUAGUAGAGCCUCAAUAUAAUUAGUUCUACUUCGAGGUAUAUAAUAUGAGUAGAGCCUGAAUAUAUAACUAGUAGAAACUGUUUUUUUUUGUCUAUCAAUGGUAGUUCACUCUGUUCUGGUUUGAAUUAGCAACGUACCUGUACCUUCAAUGGUGUUUUUUCAGAUUCAGAAACAAUGUAGAGCUUACUGAAGUAAAACAAAGUAUAUCUUAUUAGCUGUCAUAAAGUUCAAGUCAAAAUUGGUCUUGUUUCAUGUCAUUGACUGCACCUUUGGUUGUGACAUGUCAAGAGAAGUGUUCUAUAUUGUAUAUCCCAUCAGUUCUCUGAAUUUUCAAAUAGUACCUAAACCAAUUGAUCUUAUAUCUUGUUAAUGUAGCUUCUUUUUUGGUCUAUCGGCGUCGGUUCAUUCUCUUCUAGUUUUCAUUUGUGCAGGCAUUGAGCUUUCCAAGGAGGAACGAGGCCUUAGAUGAUUCAUUGUUUUGUUUUUCAGCAGACAGUUCUCCCCCUCCAUUAUUACUACUCCCUCCGUUCCCUAAUAUAAGACCUUUUAGCUAUUUCAAAAUAUUGACUACAUACGUAUUAAAGUGAGUGAACAUACACACUAAAAUGUGUCUAGAUACAUAUGAAUCAAGAAAAAGUUAAAAGGUCUUAUAUUAGAGAACGGAGGGAGUACAUCAUAAUGAACUUUUUUGUUUUACUUUUGCAAUUCACGCGCCUUCAUUUGUUCAUUUGUGCUUUUUCUGAGGCAGGAAUGCAGUCCGUGAAAUAUCUGAAAAGAAAUUUCAGCCACUUCUGAGGACUCCUCACUAGUGAACAAAGUUUUUGUUCUAUAUAUUCUCUGCACCCCGCCCCACCCUCUACAUUUCAUACUAGCUAGAUGCAAAAAUGCAUUACAUUUUAUCCUGGUUGCUAUGGGGCGUGUUUUCUUUCUCUGCGAUGUUUUCUUCUUAAAGCGUCUAUUUAUUUUGUAGGCUAAAAAGAGCAAAGUAGAUGGUGUAGGCAGGGAUGCUUUUAGCAGAUUUUCAGAUUAGCACUUCUCGAAAGUGCUGAAAAAUCUGACUCCAUACCAGAGCGCUGCUAUUGGUUCAGGUUUGGAUGGCUCCUUGUGUAUGGGAAGCGCGAAAUUCCGUCAGAGUUUGCCAGAUGGGUGGCUGAUCAGAAGAUGCAGGGGCCGCAGGCACCCAAACAGGGUUGUUCCUACCUUAGUCCGCAGUCACGAAGAUGCUGAAUUCCAUGAUGUCUUGAUCAACUUAUCCCCCUUUGGGCACAUAAAUUUGUCUUGGUCACCACACGGGCCUUGUCAUUCACUUUGUUUUCUGACCUUUUUUUUCUAAUAAUAAAGAGCAGUUCUUGCUUGUUUGCUUA
Molecule: messenger RNA, 4471 nt
Organism: Aegilops tauschii subsp. strangulata
Lineage: Eukaryota; Viridiplantae; Streptophyta; Magnoliopsida; Poales; Poaceae
Biological process (GO): regulation of DNA-templated transcription
Molecular function (GO): DNA binding
Source: RefSeq, a predicted model, not a curated record